Microthlaspi erraticum is the source of this 1500-nucleotide messenger RNA. Lineage: Eukaryota; Viridiplantae; Streptophyta; Magnoliopsida; Brassicales; Brassicaceae. The record is from the annotation of a GenBank genome assembly.
AUGACGUCCCGAAGAGAUUGGUUCUCGGAUUUCAAUGAGAACACAAGUACGACAAUUCUUCUUGGUGAUGAUCACACUGUCGAAGCAAAAGGGUCUGGAUCUAUAAAGAUGAAGACAAAUGGAGGAUCCAUCAAAGUUUUGAGGAAUGUGAGGUUCAAUGAUUACUGCAAGAAGUUUGGCAUUGAGCGUCACAGAACGUGUACGUAUACGCCGCAACAGAACGGCGUUGCAGAGCGCAUGAACAGGACCAUAAUGGAGAAGGUGAGAUGUCUGUUAGAUGAAUCGGGUCUUGGUGAACCGUUUUGGGCUGAAGCAGCUGCAACAGCAGCUUAUUUGGUGAAUCGAUCUCCUUGUUCUGCCAUUGAUCACAAUGUUCCAGAACAGUUAUGGCUGACCAGAAAACCAGGCUACAAUCAUUUGAGAAGGUUUGGAUCAGUUGCUUAUGUGCAUCAGGAUCAGGGAAAGCUGAAGCCAAGGGCUUUAAAAGGUGUGUUUCUGGGUUAUCCUCCAGGAACCAAAGGUUACAAAAUCUGGUUGUUGAAUGAAGAAAAAUGUGUGAUCAGCAGGAACGUGGUGUUUCAUGAGAAUGUGGUCUUCAAAGAUUUGAAGUCUGAAGAGAAUCAAGCUUCAGCUUCUAAGGCUCUGCCGGCACCAACGGUCUCUACAGAGACGUUUAUCAGGAUAGAGGAUGAGGACGAUGUUGGUGCUCAAAAUGAGCAUGUUACAGAAAGUGUUGAUGCAGGUGGAGAAACUCAAGAAAACGCAAGCAGCUCUGAAUCCGAUGAAGCAGAGACAGAAGACGUUUCUGCUGAUGCUGUUGAUCUGACAAACUAUCAACUAGCAAGAGAUCGAGGUAGAAGACAACCUAAGCCACCAGCUAAGUUUUCGGAUUACUCUGAAGUUGCAUUUGCUCUCCUCACAGCUGAAUUUGUAACUUCAGAAGAACCAAGCUGUUAUCAUGAAGCAAGAAGAAGCAAAGAUUGGGUGAAAUGGAACGGUGGUAUGACAGAAGAAAUGGAGUCGCUAUGGAAGAAUGGAACAUGGAUCAUUGUUGAUAGACCUAAAGACAAAAAGGUCAUUGGUAGCAGAUGGUUAUACAGGUUAAAAUCUGGUAUUCCUGGUGUAGAAUCAGAAAGGCAUAAAGCAAGAGUUGUUGCUAGAGGUUUUACGCAGAAAGAGGGAAUUGAUUAUCAAGAAGUGUUUGCACCAGUAGUUAAACAUCUCUCCAUACGAAUUCUGAUGUCAUUGGUGGUUAAAGAAGACUUAGAGCUGGAACAGAUGGAUGUGAAAACAGCAUUUCUGCAUGGUGAGCUUGAAGAAGAACUUUACAUGGAACAGCCAGAAGGUUUUGUGGUUGAUCCAAAGAAAGAUCAAGUGUGUUUGCUGAAGAAGUCUCUCUAUGGGUUAAAGCAAGCUCCACGGCAAUGGAAUAAGAAGUUCAAUGCAUUUAUGAUGAGCCAAAAUUCACUCGCAGUGGACAUGACCCAUGUGUCUACGUGA